This is a messenger RNA of Podospora bellae-mahoneyi, 4326 nucleotides long. RefSeq lists its product as uncharacterized. The transcript is spliced from 4 exons. The record is from RefSeq and is a predicted model, not a curated record. NCBI's taxonomy places the organism in Eukaryota, Fungi, Ascomycota, Sordariomycetes, Sordariales, Podosporaceae. Bases 1540 to 4278 code for a protein of 912 amino acids.
GAUCGGCAUCAAGCAAUAUUCAAACACCGCGGCGCUCUCCCAGGAACAGGAACGCGUUGUCUUGUUGCUUUUAUUUAGCGGCGACAACACGAUCCCUGGCGAUCCUUGGCGAUCCAGAUACUCUGUAUUGGCCCAGGUAGGUCGGCCGACCGGGCUCCGCCGUGCUCAGAGGCUCCAUCCCCAUCCGUUCCCCUCACCUAGGUACUCUCAGGUCUCCCCAACCUGGGAGUUUUCCGUGGAGUGAUCUCGUCCUGCCUUGUUCCCAGCCCGCCGCCCGCAGGCCGCAUCAAACACGGACGGGCUUGCUGUGCGCAUUCCUUGAAAGGCAUGCGUGUCUCGUUGCGGGGGGGACGAGCGACCUAUUGAGGCUCGCAGUUUCUCGUCCUGGCUGUCGUGGCUUUUGUUGUGUACUCUGUGCUGUGAUGCUGUGACUUGUGUGGCCCCGGGCAGCAAAGCCGGGCAGCUCAGCAGGGGGUGCGAGGCCAAAGACGAACAGGGGGUUUCCCACCAACGGGAGCGCGCUAUUCUCACCAGUGCCCUGGCGCUCGCUGGUAGCGCCUUCUAAAGCCUCCCCACUCCCAUCCCAGGUGCCCAAGGUCCUACCUACCUGGGGCGCUGGGCUAUACACACACAGUGCCGCUGCCAGCUGCCCUGUCCGGGCAUGCCCGCCAUGCCAUGCCAUGCCAUGCCAUGGAAAUAAAAAUAAUUCUCGAGCCAACCGCCCAUUUUCUCCUCCUGAUCCCAUCCUGUCGUCUGGUUGCUGUCACUGUCACUGUCGCUGUCGUCUUUGCUUUCCCCCAUUGCACCCUGCUGCUCUCGCGGAUAUCCCAUCUGAAGCAUCGUGUGUCGUCAAUCGCUUUCGCCCACCAGUUUCGCUUUCGCUGAUUCCAUACCAUACCAUACCCGCAUCGCAUUCGCUGUCUCUCUCUCUCUCUCUCUCCCCCUUCCUCUCUCUCGAGCACACUCUACCUACUCUCUCUCUGUUUACGAGAAUCGCCUCUCUUUUGCUACAUCGCCUCGGAGUCUCAGCCCGUUUUGAACCGCCAGGUUUCUUUUUCGCAACCCUCUCCACAGCGCCGGUUCAUAGCGUGGUUUUCCUCGCGUUAUCGUGCAUCGUUACUUUGUCAUUUGUCAUCGACACAAACGAGCCCGUCAGAGUCUGACCUGACGCCUAUCUCAGUGUCCGCGGUUAUAUACACAAAGCCGUCUGGCUGUCGUCCAAUAAUCCCCCUAAUUGUCAACAAGCUUGCGACUUUGGCUCGCUCCUGAUUCUUCCGCCAACACCGCGUGUAUCAGCCGAGUUACUGUCUGAGGAGAAACACGCGGCCGCCGGCUUUUCGAGCCCCAGCUGCGACUGUUCCCGACAGCAACCUCGGUAGCCUCUCUGAGCAUUGUCUCACCUCACCUCCUACCAGCCUCGUAUUAUCCGACGCACCUUCCCGAGUACACAAAGGGACCGCAGUCCCCUGCCCUCCUCGGCUUUUAGUCCGGCGCAACCACCCAACAUCUCCCCAUACAACCCCAUCGAGACCUCCCUAUAUGCCUAGGUUUCCCACUUUUGUCAAGCGGAAGUCAACCGCUGACAGCCUUGAAAAUGUUGCCGUGACGGGCCCUUCGUUCCGGGUGCUCGAGCGUACCGAAGUCUCGGGGGGAAAGUCGUUCGACGGGGGUGUCAGAUUGACGGGCAAGCCGCACGGCGCGCAUCGGUCUACCGCGUCUGAAGUCACGGUUGACGACAACAUAUUCGCUGACCUCAAGCCCAACCGCGGAAGCGGAUCUUCCAACACGACCAAAACGAACUCCACCGAUAACUCGUCCCGUCACAGCAAUGCCUCCACUGCCCCUUCGUCUGCCGACAUGGGCGGACAGGAAGACUGGAGAAACAACAAAAAGCUGCACGCCGAUAUCCCAGUGCCUCCCAUUCCAAAAUCAUCCUCGGCCAACUUUCUCAAGGCCGCCGGUCGCACAUUUUCAUUUGGCGGGCAAAAGAAGCAACUACCCCCAGCACCAGAGAUGCAGGAGGACAGGCCAUCCAGCCCGGUCGCUUCCGAUGUCCCGACAGCUCAGACGCCGGUAAAUGGCCGAUCGAGAGCGACCACCACUUCAACUUCCACUACUGUUACAUCACCAAGGAUCGACGACGACGACUUUAGUCUUGAUUUGGGCGGCGACUUUGGCAAGAUGAUACUCGGAAGCAACAAACGCUCAAGCGUGGCCACGGUCAAAGAUGAACAAAAGGGCAGGCAGGCGCUUGCCCCCCGCUCCCUCACUGCGUCGCGAUUGAACCAGCCCUCCCCCCUUCACAUCGACAUAACUACCAAGGUCGAGGCUUCGCCAUACUCUUGGAGCAGCCAGCACUCCAACGACCAGCUAAUCGCGCCGUCUAGUCCAUCGCCCCCCAUCAAGGAGAACCUCCCUCCCCCAGUUCCUCGCCAUACCUCGCCGCUUGCCGAAAGGAAGCCCAGUGCGUCCCCAGAAGCAGGCCUUAGGAAACCGCUGCUUGCUCCAAAGACACCAACCCCCGAGGAGGCUGAUGGUGAGGAUGAGGAGGCGAGACUGUUGAGGGACUCUCUGUCCACUGUCAAUAAGUUCAUGACUGGGUCUGUCAUCUCGUCUCACGCCCCUUCCACGUCGAGAUAUCGCAGAGAUGAAGAUGACGACAGUUUGUUCGACACGACGCAUUCGUUUUCUUCAAAAUCUGCCAGCCGCUUCACAGCCAAAAACGCCAGCCCACCUUCGAGCAACAAGGUAAUGACCCCAGCCGAGUUUGAAAAGUAUCGCCAGGACAAGGAAAGACAAGACAAGGAACGACAGCAGGAAGCUGUCUCAAACAAAGACAAAGAUGACGAUGACGAGGACAACUAUGAGGAUGACGAGGACGACCUUGAAAGAGCGAAGCAGCAGACCAAGCAGCGUCGGAAGCAAGAGGCACACAUGGCGGUAUACCGGCAGCAGAUGAUGAAGGUCACUGGUGAAUCUGCCAAUCUACCUUCCUCAAGACCGAGCCUGCAAAUAUCUUUCAGCACUCCGAACCUCCCCAAUCUAGCCCUCGCCUCCGGCGCCAACCCAGCGGUUGCCCACGCUUCGGACCCUUCAGACGAAGAUGAGGAGAUUCCAUUGGCUAUUCUCGCUGCACACGGCUUCCCAAACAGAAACCGGCCGCCCACACGCCUGAGCACCAUGGCAUCGAACCCCAACUUGCGCGCCUCACAACAACCUAGCUUUCAAAGGCCAAUGUCGGUUACUGGAGAUGCCGUGGCUGGAGCCGGAGCUGGCACCCCUGGACGUCUUCCUGCCUUUGCAAGAAAUCUUCCCCAAGACCCAUUUCUUGGCGCUGGUCUGGUUCGCAACUCUGUCCGCGAGAGCUUCGCUCUCGGAGGCGGCGCUCCUGCCCCCGGAAACCCCGCAGGCGCGAUUCCUCCUGGUGGCCUGAUCAACAUCAUCGCAAACGAAGAGCGCAACCGCGCAAUGAGGCGCGGAAGCCCGCACAUCGACGGCUCGGCAUCGAUGCCGGCCAUACCCGGGGCAGGUCCUUUCGAUCCGAUGAUCGGCAUGCCGUCACAUCUCAUGUACCAGAAUCAAGCUGCUCCUCCGAUGCUGACGCCAGGUGACCAGGCACAGAUCCAGAUGACGCAGCAGAUGCGAACAUUCAUGCAGAUGCAAAUGCAGUUUAUGCAGAUAAUGGCGGGCCAAAAUGGCAGCGCUCCCACCACGCCCAAUGGCUACUUGACUACCUCACAGUCAGCCGGCAGUCUCGGCGCCAUGGGUCCUCUCCCACCGAUGCCGGGGGUGGGCGGUGCUCCUGAGAUGCGUCAUUCGUUUCUAGGAAACGACUCCAUGCUGGAUCUGCCCACUGGUCGGGGGGGCGACGCGCAAAUGCGCACGAUGAGCAUGGUACAGCCAAGCUCAGCUUCAUGGAUACAGCCCCUGCAACAUCCUGGCUUUGCCCCUUCGAUCAUGAUGCAGGGCGGUGGAUACGCUCCAUCAAUUGCCCCCUCAGAACGAAGCAAUAUUGGCCUUCCUGGCCGCUACCGUCCAGUCUCCCACGUUCCGGCACCACACGUUCCCGUGGCGCCAGGCCAUCUCCGGAAAUCGACCACCAUGUCGGGAGCAGUCACACAGCCCACAAUAUCGGUAACAAAGUCUGGAAGUGGCUCGGAUGAUGACGAUGAGGAGGGGUGGGCGGCGAUGAAGGCCACGCGCGAGAAAAAGAAGUCGAUGUGGAAGAGCAAGAAAUCGUCGUCGAUCGGUGGUGAUCUGGGUUCAUUUAUCAACUGAGUGCAUCUCCUGUCACAGAAAAGCAUUGUAUUUUCGGACCCUUCCCUA